AUGAGUCAAACAUCUUUGAAACAGAAAAAGAAGAAUGAGUCCGGGUUGAGGUACUCAAAAGACCUAAAUGCAGAAAAAAGAAAUGACUCUGAAAAAACGGGAGCUCGUCUGAGCACUCAGAUGAGGCGUGCAGUCAAUCCGAAUCACUGGCUGAGAUGUUGCCCCAUGCGGGGUCACCUGUCGUGUAGACGUUGCCAUUGUGCAGCUGAGGGAAUUAGCCCCUGCCGCACAAUACGUAUUUAUAUUCACAUGUGCCUGUUGUGGGAUCAGGGCCGACACAUCACCAUCACCAGGGGAUCUCAAGAAAUAUCAGUGGCCAAGACUGACUCUCGAGGAUAUCUUGUGAAAAAUCAAUGGUCCCGAACAUCACAGAGCCCAUCCACCAGGGCUCCAUCAGUAGCAGAUGAGCCCAGAAGCAGAAGCACUACGAUUAAGGUACAGCGAGCCCCCAACAGCUCCACAACCUCCCGGACUUCCUCGGCUUCCCCCAGCCAGCAUGAGUCGCCUCCCCCGCAGCAGCAGGCUGAGAAGCAGCAAUCGCAGGCGCCAGGCGGGCAAACCCGGCCGGUCACGCCCCUGAGUUCGCGGCCCCCCACACCUCCGGAUCCCGAGCCCAACUCCCGGAGGAGCACGAAGAUGUAUGAAAACCCUGAGGCCUGGGCUCAGGGCAUCGUGCGCGAAGUCCGCGAGUCUCGGGAUUACUCUCAGGACUUGCCCUCGAAGGUGCAGGUCCGGGAGUACCCGCGCACGCCCCCCACUGAGUGGAAAUCUUAUGCCCAGCGCCGCCUGCUCUACCCCUCAGUGGAUAUACAGGAUUACGACUGUUUAUCUGAACUGCAGCGACAGCAGCUGCUGCAGCAGAAAGAAGAAGAAGAGGAGGACGAAGCCUACUGGGCAUCCGUGAGGUUGCAGUUUGAGAAGACGCCUAGCUGCUCGCGUCCCAGGCCGCCCAAACCUAAGCAUGCCAUCACAGUUGCUGUCUCCUCCCGGGCACUCUUCAACAUGGUCGACGACAGGAAAAUCUAUGAAGAAGAAGGUCUGGAAAAGUACAUGGAGUAUCAGCUCAGCAAUGAGAAUGUCAUCCUAACCCCAGGACCAGCGUUCCGCUUCGUCAAGGCCCUGCAGCAUGUCAACUCUAGACUCCGGGACCUGUAUCCCAAUGAACAGGAGUUAUUUGAUAUUGUACUGAUGACUAAUAACCAUGCCCAAGUGGGAGUGCGGCUUAUAAACAGCGUCAAUCACUAUGGUUUACUAAUUGACCGCUUCUGUCUGACGGGUGGAAAAAGCCCCAUUGGCUAUUUGAAGGCAUAUCUUACCAACCUGUAUCUUUCUGCAGACUCCGACAAAGUACAAGAAGCAAUACAAGAAGGUAUUGCCUCUGCAACCAUGUUUACUGCAUCCAAAGACAUAGCGUACUGUGAUACACAGCUCCGGGUGGCCUUUGAUGGGGAUGCCGUUCUCUUCUCUGAUGAGUCUGAAUACAUUGCCAAAGAGCAUGGUCUGGACAAAUUCUUUCAACAUGAAACCCUAUUUGAGAAUAAGCCUCUUGCUCAGGGUCCUUUGAAGAGCUUUUUGGAAGAUUUAGGCAAACUACAAAAGAAAUUUUAUGCCAAAGACGAACGGUUACUUUGUCCGAUCAGGACCUACCUGGUUACAGCUAGAAGUGCAGCCAGUUCAGGCGCCCGUGUACUGAAGACCCUGCGACGCUGGGGUCUAGAAAUAGAUGAAGCUCUUUUUCUUGCUGGAGCACCUAAAGGUCCCAUCUUGGUGAAGAUCCGCCCUCACAUCUUCUUUGAUGACCAGAUGUUCCACAUUGAAUCAGCACAGAAAUUUGGCACCAUCUCAGCUCAUGUACCUUAUGGUAUUGGUCAAAAAUACAACUAG
Jaculus jaculus (lesser Egyptian jerboa) is the source of this 1884-nucleotide messenger RNA. It is a transcript of the gene Nt5c1b, whose product is annotated as 5'-nucleotidase, cytosolic IB. The coding region runs from base 1 to 1884 and encodes 627 amino acids. NCBI's taxonomy places the organism in Eukaryota, Metazoa, Chordata, Mammalia, Rodentia, Dipodidae. The record is from RefSeq and is a predicted model, not a curated record. The transcript is spliced from 10 exons. Gene Ontology annotation, biological process: nucleotide metabolic process; adenosine metabolic process. Gene Ontology annotation, cellular component: cytosol; cytoplasm. Gene Ontology annotation, molecular function: 5'-nucleotidase activity; magnesium ion binding; nucleotide binding.